AUGUCCUCUACCUCUAUACUUGGUGCCGUUGGAAUUUUCUUGCCAAAAUCCGAUGCGACAUUUGUAGGCCUUCCCCGAGGUGGUGCCGGUUGUGCGCGUGGGGUGCUCGGUGAAACAUUCGCUGCUUCUGCAGGCGGACACGGAGUUGCAGGAGUUGCGGGGCGUGGUGCGACAUUUGUAGCCCUUCUCCGAGGUGGUGCCGGUUGUGCACGUGAUGCGCUCGGUGCAUCAUUUGCUGCUUGUGCAGGCGGACUCGGGGUUGCAGGAGUUGCGGGGGCUCGUGCGACAUCUGUAGCCCUUCUCCGAGGUGGUGCUGGUGGUGCGCGUGAUGUGCUUGGUGACACAUUUGCUGCUUCUGCAGGCGGACUAGGAGUUGCGGGGGCUCGUGCGACAUCUGUAGCCCCUCUCGGAGGUGGUGCCGGUUGUGCGCGUGAUGUGCUUGGUGCAACAUUUGCUGCCUCUGCAGGCGGACUAGGAGUUGCGGGGCCUGGUGCGACAUUAGCAGCCCUUCUACGAGGUGGUGUCGGUGGUGCGCGUGAUGUGCUCGGUGCAACAUCUGCUGCUUCUGCAGGCGGACUCGGAGUUGCCGGUCCUUGUGCAUGA
This is a messenger RNA of Closterium sp. Naga37s-1, 603 nucleotides long. NCBI's taxonomy places the organism in Eukaryota, Viridiplantae, Streptophyta, Zygnematophyceae, Desmidiales, Closteriaceae. The record is from the annotation of a GenBank genome assembly.